CAAUGAGAAAUCUCAUCACAUUUAAAUAUCGCGAGAUCUUGUUGCAUGAGAUUUUUUCACAUCCCUAUUAGUAUAUAAUAUAAAUUAAUAAUUAAUAUUUAUUAAUUAUUAUAUUAAUAGUUGUUGAUAUUUGGAUUGUUAUUAAUGAUAAUAAUAAUUUUUUGAAACUAUUAUACAUAUUACAGGUAAUUUCCCUCCUCCCACUACUCCUGAGGAGCUGGGCGCUCGUAUCCUGAUCCAGGAGCGCUAUGAGAAGUUUGGAAAGAGUGAGGAAAUGGAGAUGGAGGUUCAGAGUGAAGAUGAAGAGGAUGAGAGAGAGGGCAGGGAGGUAGGACAUGCUGCUCAGUUAGACCAGGACACAGCUGCAGGACAUGGACGAGGGCUCUGAUGAAGAGGAUGAUGGCAUGAAGGCUCCUCUACCCCUUGAUAACCCUGUGCCACUACCUCUGCCCCCCACCCCGGACCAGGUUAUCAUCCGCAAAGACUAUGACCCCAAGGCCUCUAAACCUCUGCCUCCUGUGGUCGCCCGUGGAGAGUACCUCAUCUCUCCCAUCACUGGUGAGAAGAUUCCAGCCAAUAAGAUGCAGGAGCACAUGUGCAUCGGCCUGCUGGGCCCCCGCUGGCUGGAGCAGUCAUAG
Carassius carassius (crucian carp) is the source of this 638-nucleotide messenger RNA. Its product is annotated as splicing factor 3A subunit 1-like. NCBI's taxonomy places the organism in Eukaryota, Metazoa, Chordata, Actinopteri, Cypriniformes, Cyprinidae. The coding region runs from base 372 to 638 and encodes 88 amino acids. The transcript has 3 exons. The record is from RefSeq and is a predicted model, not a curated record.